GGACUACCAGGGGUGACAGAAGCAGGUUCGGUGGUGGCACGUAAAAGACAUUUCGGGCCCGGACCCUUCGUCAGGACGGAGAAUGAUUAUUCAUUUCCAUAGAUAAUGCCUGACCUGCUGAGUUCCUGUGUGGCACAGAGAUUUAGUUUGACUUGGCAUCGCGUUCGGCGUUGCAACUGCGGGAUUAAAGGCCUGUUCCUGUGCUGUGCCGUGCCGAUCUACGAGUCGGUUACGCGGAGGGGGCUAGGAUGAGACUUCAUCAAUAUCGGAAUAAACACUAUUCACAGUAAAAGAAUAAACCGUGAACUGGCUUUUCAUUUCUGCAGCCACAGUCAACGCAGUCAGUAGUGUUCUAUUACAUUCCUUGAAGCCUACAGCAGUGGCGCCUCUCAUGUGGCUCCCUACCACAAUAAUGGAGGGGCUUCCUCGCCCCACUUGGCCCCUCCCUCUCCGGUAGGAGAAGAACCCUUCACUGUGGCCCUUCCCCACCGAGUCCUUGCGGUGGCUGUACCGGUCGUCAGCGUUCCUCCACGGUCCUCUCAGUAUGCGGGCGGACCAAACGGGAACGCCACGCUGCAGCUACAGGCCGGACGUGGAGAACUGAGGCUACGCCACAGGUUGAAGGACCACUAUUCUGCUGGAGCAGCUGUAUCCCCACGGUGUGCUGUACCCCUGUGGGAGGAUGGCAGACGACCAACUGGAAACAAGUUCCCCCCGGAGCUCUGCAUUUUUGCCUGUGUUGGAUUCACAAACGAGUCACCUUCUGCAUUCAGAGCAGCAGAAAGUCAACGAAGCAGCGUUUAAACUGGACAAGUUGACUCAGGAGUUGGACUCGAUGUGGUUGUCACAAGGCGGCCCCACGUCCCAGGAAGCAGUCCAGACCCCUGUGAAAGAUGCUCUGGUGACUGCAGCCGAUCCCUUUGGAGUUUCCACCUCGAAUAAGUUGGGGCCUCAGAGCCAGCCAGGAUCCAUCACAGGCGUGACGAGGAGCUCUUCGAAACAACCAUCGCAAGUGUACACACCACUGACCUGUGAACGAGUGUCCUCUCCCUAUGGCUAUGAUCCACUGAUUUUACCAAAGCAAGACCAGCGAUCUCAGUCAGAUCGAGCCUCUUUCCCCCACCCGACGUUGGGACCGCAGACAUCGUAUUCCUUAUCAGACUGGCAAUCACAGCCAGAUCGAGCCCCUUCUCCUCGUGGUUUUAACCUCAUUGAUCCAUAUUCCAAACCGGACCAGCAAUCACAGUUAGAUCGAGCCCCUUCUCCCCGACCAAUGUUGGGAUCGCAGACACAAUAUUCCCAACCGGACUGGCAAGCACCGUCAGAUCGAGCCCCUUCUCCUCGUGGUUUCAACCUCAUUGAUCCAUAUUCCAAACCAGAGUGGCGAUCACAGUCAGAUCGAGCCCCUUCCCCCCGACCAACGUUGGGAUCGCAAACACAAUAUUCCCAACCGGACUGGCAAUCACCGUCAGAUCGAGCCCCUUCUCCUCGUGGUUUCAACCUCAUUGAUCCAUAUUCCAAACCGGAGUGGCGAUCACAGUCAGAUCAAGCCCCUUCCCCCCGACCAACGUUGGGAUCGCAGACACAAUAUUCCCAACCGGACUGGCAAUCACCGUCAGAUCGAGCCCCUUCUCCUCGUGGUUUCAACCUCAUUGAUCCAUAUUCCAAACCGGAGUGGCGAUCACCGUCAGAUCGAGCCCCUUCCUCCCGACCAACGUUGGGAUCGCAGACACAAUAUUCCCAACUGGACUGGCGACCUCAGUCAGAUGGUGCCCCAUCUCCUCGUGGUUUUAACUCCCUGACUCCUUUGGAAAAGCCUGGCUUCCACUCAUACCACGGCCAGUCUCCUGUCUGCGAGCCACAGUCUUUUAGCAGCAGUGGAGUCUCCCAGUCCCCAGGCAACUUCAGCCCAAGCCUGUCACCCUUUUCAGGCCCCGCCGGUUCUCCGGAACACUUCCAUGGGUUCAGUCCUCGAGAGAAUGUCCCUUUACCUUACUCUAGCAAGCCGAAUUUUGACACGGAGGACUCCUCUCUCACAGCAAGGACAAAGCCUGAAUUUACCCCUGCACUUGGAGCCUUCAGUACUGACCCAGGUAAAGGUGACAACUUGAAACCCAAGAAACCGGCCAGCGUGUGGGCUGAGGCGGACCUGGAUGUUGCUUACGAGAAGAAGCCUUCAAAGACACCAACCCAAGAAAGCAAGCGGGAUUCGAAUUGGAACACAACAAAACAGGGAGGAACCUGGAGGCAGACGGACCUUGAUUUAGCAGUACCUCGAUCAAAUAAGGCUGCCAAAGGCCAGAGCAAUGCCAAUACCAUUCAGUUGUACGGGACCCUCCCCAAGAAUGGCCAGGCCCUCACUGUCUCCCCCUGGUGGAUGCAGGCGACACAUUCGAAGCAAAGGAGAGCCAACUCCUCCUGGAACAGCCCGCCGAUGCCUGGUCACAGCAUGGGCCUGUUCAGCGUCGCUCCAGGAAGCCCCCGGUCUUCGGCCAUCAAGGAACGCCGGAACGUCCUGCCCCUGUCCGUCUUCAUCCGGCCGACCAUCGUGAGUAACUGGGAUCAUGAGGUGGCUCCGGGCUGGCCCCGGAUGGGGCCCCCUGUCUCCUCAGACCCGAGGAGCCCAGCGCAGCCCCAGCAAGGUCAAGAAGUGGCUUCCCCCAUGGACAUGAGCGAGGUUGAAAAGGAGAUAGCCAGCAUCCUCCCGGCAGGCGAAGGGGAGUGUGAGGAAGGAGCCCCCCCUCGACCGCUCAGCCCCACCCGCCUCCAGCCCAUGCUGCUGCCGGGAGCCGAGGGGGUGGGCAACAAGGAGGAGCUGCUGAAGAUCCGGGCGACCAUCCCGCGGGCCCUGAAGAAGCGGUCGUCCAUCGAUCAGCCGCCAGAGGAGCGGCUGCCCCUGGAGCGGCACACCCACCAGUACCAGGAGCUGACUCGGAUAUUCCGUCGCCGCUCCCAGAGGAAGCAGCAGGAGGGGGCCGACGAGUACCCGCACACCUUGCCUGUCUGCACGCCGGAGGAUGUCAGCGACAUCACCGUCACCAGCACCACCACCCCAGCGGCUUCUCCGGUGAAACGUACCAUCCUGAAGAAAGAAGGCAGGCCAUCGAUAAGUAAGAAAAUGCGUGCACGUCUGAGCCCACUGGUGGUGUUGCUGGACGCAGCGCUGUUGGGGGAGCUCGAUGUGGUACAACGCAUAGUGCACGAGAUUGACGACCCAAGCCAAUCAAACGACGAAGGCAUCACGGCACUCCACAACGCCGUGUGCGGCGGCCACUACAACGUUGUUGAGUUCCUUGUCAACUUUGGAGUCAACGUCAACGUGUCUGACAGUCACGGAUGGACACCUCUUCACUGUGCAGCCUCGUGCAAUGACCUGUCCAUCUGCACGUUGCUGGUGAGGAAGGGAGCUGCCAUCUUCUCCAUGACGCUGAACGACGGGGCAACGGCAGCGGAUAAGUGCGAUGCCUAUCUAGAUGGUUACGAGGAAUGCUACAGAUUCCUUUUCAGUGCUGAGCAGCAGGCGGGAAUGGUGAAUAGUGCGGUUCUCUACGCCCUGUGGGACUACGAGGCAGAGAACGCAGACGAGCUGUCGUUCCGGGAGGGCGAGGCCAUCACCAUCCUGCAGCGUGGCAACAAGGACGAGACCUACUGGUGGUGGGCGUCCCUGUACGGCCGAGAGGGUUACGUCCCCUACAACCUGCUUGGGUUGUUUCCGAGAGUGCGGCCGACUGCCUAGGGAGACGAGAGCCGGGCGGCGUCUAUGACUGACCGGAGGUGUAGCCUCGGACUGCCCGGUGGGUUGCUGGCCAUGGACAGCACCUCCAACUGGAGCCGCUUCACCUGCACUUGGGCGAUCCAACACCACACGGCGCUCCUCUUCCCGAAGUAUUCCCAACGCGAAGAAUAUCCCACCACAAAAACACGUGCCUGUCAGGUACCAUUUGGAAUCGGAACUACUCCUGGGAGACGACACCUUACCUUGUCCUGCAAUGAAUUCACCAUGCAUCCUGUCCUGCACCUUCAGGGUUCUCCGUGUACUCGCCCGAAAUCAGUGGAGAUGGUGAAUUGGACCUUUCCGGGAAGGGCAACAGGCCUCUCAGCUGCUUCCCUCGGCAUAACCGGCAGCAAAGAAGGUGACAGGAACUAACUGCCAGCUCCACCAUGUUACAAAAUGCAAACUCUUCAGUUAAACCUACUUUUUAUAAGCUGAUAAAAUCGAUCUGGAAUUUGGUGUGGACCACCAGAAGAUCUAGAUCCAGAUCCCAUGUGCAUUCCGAGUCUUUAUGCUUCAACAUUUCUAAGUCUUAUUAAAGUAUUAUCUGUAUUCAUGUGGAAUCUUGCUGUGUGUGUGUGUGUGUGUGUGUGUGUAAAUGAUCCACUUUGGACCUGCCCCGCCAGGCAACUCUGUCUGAUGCAGAGCUGUGAUUGAAUGGGAUGGCAGGAUAACCUCUCGGGACCAAAUAGUUGACUUUGUCUCCAAGGUGUCCUUGACCGGCUGCUGGUUGCCAGGGUGAGUGGAAACCUGCCCUUGUUGAAGGUACACUGUCACUCAUUACUGGAGAUGGGUCAGUUGCUUGAAUGACUUAACCCAAGCUGUCUUUACUCAGGAAGUGUGUGAUGGGAUGAUGUGGAGGGAGCUUCACUCUGUAUCCAUCCCCAUCCCUGUUCCUGGAGUUUGUGAUGGGACAGUGUGGAGGGAGUUUCACUCUGUAUCCAUCCCUGUCUCUGUCCAUGGAGUGUGUGAUGGGAUGAUGUGGAGGGAGCUUCACUCUGUAUCCAUCCCCAUCCCUGUUCCUGGAGUUUGUGAUGGGACAGUGUGGAGGGAG
Messenger RNA from Mobula hypostoma (lesser devil ray), 4826 nucleotides. It is a transcript of the gene ppp1r13l, whose product is annotated as protein phosphatase 1, regulatory subunit 13 like. The transcript has 13 exons. Lineage: Eukaryota; Metazoa; Chordata; Chondrichthyes; Myliobatiformes; Myliobatidae. The record is from RefSeq and is a predicted model, not a curated record. Gene Ontology annotation, biological process: regulation of apoptotic process. Gene Ontology annotation, molecular function: p53 binding. The coding region runs from base 683 to 3736 and encodes 1017 amino acids. Gene Ontology annotation, cellular component: nucleus.